AAGUUCAGCAGAAUUAAACCCGCCUCCAGCCAUGACCCUCCAAUCAAAGGCCGAGAGCAGGACCAGGACAGGAAUCCUACGGGACCCCUUGGCACAAUCGGUGUUUUUCUGCUCCCCGUGCAAAGUAUGGAAAUACGACGGGAAUAAAUGCUCUAAUCAAUCUCUCUCACACAUUGAAGCUCAAAACCAAACUGAGAUUUUGAGACACUAGGAAUGUCGCUCCGCACAUUGUCCGGAAUGGGAACGGCGAUGUCUUCAGGACAAGAGGCUGUCAUUCGCUCGCUCGGUUUCCAGCUCGUCAAAGUUAAACGAAUAAAGUCCUGAGUAGAAUGGACGUUUACAGACUGUUUUCAGCGGGAUGGCAACUUUUAACAUGCCACUCCUGGACAUCCGGAGACUAUUGCAGAAACUUGUAAUCAUGUUGUCCUUCAGCAUUAUAUGCGUCUCUCUCAUUUACCUUUUGCUGGGAUGCUGCGAGUCGGACUUGGUGGACAGUUCCAAAAACUCACCGUUGCUUUUAACGGGAUGGUACCGAGAGCGCCAUAAUAAGACCGUACUCAGAGAAAUAUUAACGGUGCCUGACUACGCGGAGGAAGAUAGUGUAAAUUCAACCAACAGCUCGGGGAAAGAUUGGACCGCUAUCCGGCGACUUCCACACGCUCUGAUCAUCGGAGUGAAGAAGGGAGGAACCAGAGCGCUUCUGGAAUUCUUGAGACUUCAUCCUGACAUCCGAGCUCUUGGGUCCGAGCCGCAUUUCUUUGACAGACACUAUGCGCGUGGACUCAGCUGGUACAGGAGCAUGAUGCCCAAAGCUCUUGAUGGGCAAAUCGUAAUGGAGAAGACGCCCAGAUACUUUGUUACGCCAGAGACACCGGCCCGCAUCCAUGCCAUGUCCCGGGAUAUCAAGCUAAUUGUUGUGGUUCGGGACCCUAUCACCCGCGCCAUUUCAGACUACACACAGAUAAUUUCUAAAACCCCUGAUAUCCCUAGUUUUGAGAGCCUGACGUUUAAGAACAGAACCACAGGACAGAUAGACUCUCUCUGGAGCCCUCUGUACAUUGGACUGUACGCCAAGCACUUGGAGCGGUGGCUGGCCUACUUUCCUCUCUCGCAGAUCCAUUUUGUCCAUGGAGAGAGACUGAUAAGUGACCCGGCGGGCGAGCUGGGUCGCGUACAGGACUUUCUUGGUCUGCAGAGGAUCAUUACAGACAAACACUUCUACUUCAACAAGACAAAGGGAUUUCCUUGCCUCAAAAAGCCAGAAGGCAGUAGCAAACCCCACUGUCUGGGCAACACCAAAGGCAGAACUCACCCUAAAAUUGACCCAGAGGUCAUUCUGAAACUUAGGGAAUUCUACCAGCCCCACAGCAUGAAGUUUUACCAAAUGGCAGGCAUGGACUUUGGAUGGCAGUGAACAUUUCUGACCAUUAUAUCAAGGAACUCAAAGUCGCUUUUGCACAGUUGCAGUGGCAAUUGGUUCUGUAUUGGGAAACUAUACACCAUAGAGUGUGAGUUGAUCAGUAAGAGGGCUGUUGUCUGUGAGAGCAGGCAAAAUCAUAAUGUGAUUGAAGAGAAAAACGAAAUCUCCAGAAUUCUUCAUAGGUUUGUUGAUGACUCCAUAGCUGUUCAAAUCAAUGUAUCAUAUCUUCCAGAUUACACUGUGUGUCAGAAUUCAUAUCAGAGUGUGGUUCAGAUUGAGGGUGUGAUAAGGAACAUUAGUAGGAGCAGGGAACGGAUAGCAAUAACAUCGUAUAAUUGUUUUCAACAGCACUUUUCUGCUCAUUGUUUAUGUGUUGAUAUCUAGUUUUUGCAGUCAAACAAGAGCUUGGGUGAAAAACAACAUUCAAUCAUGAUUCAUGUUCAAAGAUUGAUGAUGCCUAGCAAAAUGUCAUGAUUUAAAAUAAACUGUGUAGCAUAGAUAUAACUUGUCAUUGUUGCAGUCUUUAAACUAAACAGAAAGAUUACAUAUUAAACCAACAUAUAACUGAGGCAUUGCAGCACAUUUGUGUACAGCAGUAGGUGCUGGUCUACAAUAUCAUUCUAUAGCCAAUCUCUCAAACUGGUUUCAUUCUCUGUUGUGAUUGGUUGCAACUGGUAACUAACUAGUGUAGACAACAUAAAAGAAAAUGUUUACCUCUGCUUGCAUGAAUUUGCACUAGUUUGAAAAACAGUC
This is a messenger RNA of Xyrauchen texanus (razorback sucker), 2173 nucleotides long. It is a transcript of the gene hs3st3l, whose product is annotated as heparan sulfate (glucosamine) 3-O-sulfotransferase 3-like. The transcript has 2 exons. Gene Ontology annotation, molecular function: [heparan sulfate]-glucosamine 3-sulfotransferase activity. The record is from RefSeq and is a predicted model, not a curated record. Bases 359 to 1414 code for a protein of 351 amino acids. Lineage: Eukaryota; Metazoa; Chordata; Actinopteri; Cypriniformes; Catostomidae.